This is a messenger RNA of Penicillium verrucosum, 1215 nucleotides long. RefSeq lists its product as uncharacterized. The transcript is spliced from 2 exons. Gene Ontology annotation, molecular function: acetyl-CoA transmembrane transporter activity. Gene Ontology annotation, cellular component: membrane. The record is from RefSeq and is a predicted model, not a curated record. NCBI's taxonomy places the organism in Eukaryota, Fungi, Ascomycota, Eurotiomycetes, Eurotiales, Aspergillaceae. Bases 1 to 1215 code for a protein of 404 amino acids.
AUGCCUAUGGUUGUGCCCAAGCAUGACCACUGUGAUUCAAUCCCUCUUGAGGAAGGCAGUCAACGCUCGCAUUCCAUCUCACCCGACAGAUCAAUAGAAGCCAACAAACACCGAAAAGAUAGUCUGAAUACGACUGAGUUCGGAAACUUGAGCAUGCUAUUUUUACUUUAUUUCAGCCAAGGUAUUCCUGCUGGUCUUGCGGGAGCAACCAUCCCAACCAUUCUCAAGCGGUUCCUCCCCUACGGGGAAGUUGGAAUGUUCACCUUGACGGUUUAUCCCCACUGCCUAAAGCUCAUCUGGGGCCCAAUUGUUGACUUUUACUGGAGUGGUCGUGUUGGACGACGUUUGACUUGGAUACUGCCGACGCAGUUGUUAAUGGGCCUUGCCAUGGUGGCAAUUGGGGUGUGGACUACCUUUUACUUUUCGGAGAUCGAACGUUCCGCAAAGACUAGUCAAGGGUUGCUAUACGUUCUAGCCUGGGUAUUGGUAUCGACACUAUCCGCGAUUCAAAGCUGUGUCACUGAUGGCUGGGGUGCCCAUACCUUGGGCAGCAUUUCCGGUGCCUUCACUGCUUAUAGCCUUUUCAUGUUUGUUUAUGAACCUAAACUAUCGGUCCCGGAUCAAGCUGCCUCGGCGUUGGGAAACUUUGUCUCUCAUUGGGGUGUCUUCUAUCUUGCUACUGGUGCUUUACUCCCGCUUUUGAAGCAAGAAGAUGCCGAGUCAAAGGAUGUGAAGCGCUCAAUUAUAAGCGCGUAUCAAGCCAUUGUGUCAAUCCUUCGUCUUCGACCAAUACAGAGAACAGUACUUGUUCAUCUACUGGCCAGACUUGCGUUCGAAGUGAACGAUGGUGCGACUGAUCUUAAAUUGCUUGACAAAGGGUUUGGAAAUGCGAACCUGGCCAUGUUGGUUCUUAUCAUAAUGCCAUUUGACCUUGCAUCGGCACAUUUGGGCGGUGUUUUCAGUAAAAAAUAUCAGCCUUUGCGUGUUUGGAGUGUCACAUACUCCAUCCGGCUUUUCUCAGUCGUGAUAGCGGCACUGGUUGUUGCGCUGGGCCCCGACGGCCCACCAUCUUCAUUUUACAUCUUUGUAGUGUUCAUCCAACGGAUGUUUUCAGUUACCUCAGCGACCGUUAUGUUCACAACAUUCCUCAACUUCCAUCUACGAGUGGCGGACCCGGUCGUGGCUGGUACAUAUAUGACCAUUCUCGCGACGUGA